Molecule: messenger RNA, 3073 nt
Organism: Trichogramma pretiosum
Lineage: Eukaryota; Metazoa; Arthropoda; Insecta; Hymenoptera; Trichogrammatidae
Gene: Pink1
Product: serine/threonine-protein kinase PINK1, mitochondrial
Exons: 6
Coding region: 568-2418 (616 amino acids)
Biological process (GO): protein phosphorylation; autophagy of mitochondrion; positive regulation of mitochondrial fission
Cellular component (GO): mitochondrion
Molecular function (GO): protein serine/threonine kinase activity; ATP binding
Source: RefSeq, a predicted model, not a curated record
CACCAGUCGGUCGGUGCGCCAAGAAAGGAGUCGCACGGGUCGCGCGAACUUAACCUCGUCGCGAAUACUCGGUAAUGGCAUUUAUAGCUAUAAUUCUCGAGAACUACGCGAUGUCGUAAUCUGAUUUUUUUUUCGCACACAAACACACUCGCGCGCGCCGUGUGUCUAUUCGUGUGAUCCGGUCUUUCGUAUACAUCACGUCGCGCAGCGUUAUCUACCUCGCAUAGGUAUAUCGAAUAACUCGUAAAUUUGCGUGCUGCUGCACUGCGCCGCGGCGUGGGGAUUCAUAUUCUCGAUGUUUGCGACCGCGCAGAAGAAGUCUCUCGAGCAGGAAAACGCCAACGUUUGACAGCUGCAGACGCUGCCUGCAGCAGUUGCGCUCGCUCGCUCGUGGUGGUGUCCAUAAAAAGUUCAAAGUGGCCAACUAUAUAUCUCUGAGUGCACGACAAAAUUGAGGCGUUCAUUCUAUCGAAUCUGCCCUCGGGUGUGAAAGCCUGGCUCUUUGGCCGGAGCUUCGCUCGCUGGGCCCUCGCUGCAGGCCCCGAGUGCAGCGGUGGCAUCGGCGAGAUGUCGAUUAGGUCGGCGGUCCAGCGAAUUCUGCACGAUGGUCGGCUCGUUCUGCGCUCACUCAGAAAUCCAGAGCGUUCUUUCAACCCGGCCAGAGCCCACAUCAACAAAAUACACGUUGUACGAGUAGGUGAGCAGUCCCAGGGCCAUGUACCCGGAGGCACUGCAACGGCAGCCUCUGCAGCAACAGCUCAAGGGCCCCUUGGCUACCUGGGAGCUCAAGCACGGCGUCUAUUCGUAGAUAGUAUAUUGAACAGAGUCACCAAUUCAUUGGCAGCAGACCUAAGCAGACGCGCUGCAACUAGACUGCUGUUCAGAGGCGACUCUGCUCCAUUUUUUGCAUUGGUAGGCAUUUCCUUGGCAUCCGGCACAGGUAUUCUUACGAAAGAGGAUGAGCUCGAAGGAGUUUGCUGGGAAAUACGAGAGGCUGUCAUGAAAAUGAAGUGGAACAAGCCCACGAAUGAUAACAAUUAUGAAAAUACAACUGGGAACAAUGGCCAGAUUACAUUGAAGAACUUUGUUGUUGGACCUCUGAUAGCAAAAGGUGCCAACGCAGUGGUAUAUGCAGCACGCUUAAAAAAUGAAAAUGAAAUAGCCAUUGAAGAAGAUUUAACGAUUGAUAACUCAAAUGGUGUAUCAUCAUUUCCUUUGGCUAUGAAAAUGAUGUUCAAUUACGAUGCUGAAUCCAAUGCCGCCAGAAUUUAUGAUGCGAUGCAGAGGGAAAUUGUUCCUGUGUGGAAAGAUUAUAAGAACGAAUCAUUAUUUCAAGGAGAACAAAUUUUAUCUGAAAACAUGGCUACCUUACCACCUCAUGUAAAUAUUGUGGCGAUGUAUUCAGUAUUUGCUGACAGGAUUCCAUUUUUACCACAUGCUACAACUUUAUACCCAGAUGCUUUACCAACUAGAUUAAAUCCUGAAGGUUCUGGGAGGAAUAUGAGUCUAUUUUUGUUGAUGAAAAGAUAUGAUCUAUCAUUAAAAGAAUAUCUAUCUAAGACUCCUAGUCCUCGAGAAUCUGUACUUUUAUUUGCUCAGCUACUGGAAGGAGUUGCUCACAUGAACUGUCAUGGUAUUGCUCACAGGGAUCUAAAAUCUGACAAUAUUCUUCUUGAUAUUUCGGAGGAGUCAGACAACUGCCCAACAUUGGUAAUAACCGACUUUGGAUGCUGUUCAGCCUCAAAAAGUCAUGGUCUUUAUAUACCAUAUCAUUAUUCUGAAAUGGAUAGAGGAGGAAACGUUGCACUCAUGGCACCAGAAAUUCGAACAGCGAAAGCAGGGCCUUUUACUAGUCUUAAUUACACCAAGUCUGAUCUUUGGGCUGUAGGUACUAUAGCAUACGAAAUUUUUGGUAUGCAAAAUCCAUUUCUUGGAACUAGAACGGAAAAAGCAUUGUUGAGUAGUGCAGAUUACAAAGAAGAGGAUUUACCAUCUCUGCCAGAUUCCGUUCCUAACAUAAUUGCAUGCCUGAUAAAAGAUAUUUUGAUACGUAAUCCUUAUAAGCGGCCAACCAUUGGGGUAGUAUCAACGAUAAUGCAAUUAUACUUGUGGGCGCCUAGUGCAUGGUUACAAAAAGAAAAGAAAAUUCCAUCAAGUAGCGAGAUCUUACAGUGGCUUUUGUGUUUAACUACAAAAGUACUGUGCGAAGGUCGAAAUGAUUCUUUGGAAGAGCGUACCAAUGAAAGUUCAAGUAAGAGCGAAGGUGCGACAUUGCCGAAAACUCUUCAACGUUCUCUUUCUACUCGGUCCUGUGGACGUCGGACAAUGCCGGAAUAUCAGCUUAUUGCAAGUUUCCUGGGGAGAGUGAGUCUCAUUAACAUCCGUGAUGCGCUUAAAUGGAUUCAGAUCAACAACUGAACUUGAAAAAAAUCGAUUGUUAUCACAGCCUUAAUUAUUGUUUGUUAAAAGGCUCAUACGAACGAAACUUAAAUUUGUUUACGACUGUUUAUAAUGUAUGCGUCAAUUAGUAUUCGUUAAUGAUUGUCGAAAAUUAAUUUGUCUCAUCAACUUUUUUAGUCAUUUUAAGCUUUAUUUUUGAUACUUAAAGGAAGCACAAAAGAGAGAUAAUCGGUUAAAAAAAAUUUUUUUAAAGCGGGAAAUCGAAAUUACACACGACAAAGCAUGUUGACUCUUUUGUGAUUCAAGUGCCUUGAGAUCUAAUAACGAGAUUCGUUAAUAAAAAUUGUUAUAAAAAAUUGUUUCUAUCUGUUGAAUAAUCAUUUUUGUAUCUUUUAUUUAUUAUUGUGUAAAAAAGUCAAUUUCAUCGAUGGAAAGCGAAUUUUAAAAAUUGUCAAAUUUAAUUCUUAGUUUAGUUAAUACUAAUAAUAUACUAUUAAUGUCUAGGUCUUAUUUAUUAUCGAAUAGUAAUAUCAAUUACUAUUACGCGAAAUUUUGAGGAAAAUCAUUUGUGAACAUGUACAUAGCAUGUUGGAUUCUUUCGAAGAGAGUAAAACACGAUUGUCAAUCGAAAGAAAUAAACGAAUAAAAAAAAAGAUUUAAAUAACGUUAUAAA